This is a messenger RNA of Saccostrea echinata, 1994 nucleotides long. RefSeq lists its product as uncharacterized. The record is from RefSeq and is a predicted model, not a curated record. NCBI's taxonomy places the organism in Eukaryota, Metazoa, Mollusca, Bivalvia, Ostreida, Ostreidae. Bases 138 to 1949 code for a protein of 603 amino acids. Gene Ontology annotation, molecular function: oxidoreductase activity. The transcript is spliced from 4 exons.
UCCUGAAAAUUCAAGCCAAAGUGCAACCUUACAAUCUACCCCACAGUUUGUUUAAGUGUUUCCAAACCUUCUCUAAUGAGACUUAUUUUGAACAACUUCCGGCAGAGAAACUAUCAGCAACCUGCUUAUUGCGUUAUAUGUGGUCAGAUGUUGGGAUAAAGUGUCGUAACAUGACAAAGCCUGAAUUAGACUACAUUGGAGAUUUACUAGGGAAGUUUCUAGAUCGUCGUCGUAAGCGCCAGGCCAAUAGACGUAGACGGCGUGAGUACAGGUCUCUAUCCCAGGAAGACAGGACCAUCUACCAUAAUGCCGUCAGGUCCCUCAAGUCCCGCAACCCACCUCGGAACUACGACACAAUAGCAAGAUAUCACCAAGCCAAUGUAGGAAGAUCUGCUCACGGAGGUCCUAAUUUUCCUGGCUGGCACAGAGUAUUUCUUCUUAUAUAUGAGGAGGCCCUCAUUGAGGCCAGUGGUGGACAGCUGCAGGCUCUGCCUUACAUAGACUGGCGGCUGGACUCCCGUCUCAGUGACUCCACUCAGUCUGUCCUAUGGACUCCGCAGUUUCUCGGAACAGGAAAUGGUCUCGUAAACAAUGGACCGUUUGCUAACUGGGCUGUAGAUGGCUCGUCACUCAUCCGAAAUGUAGGAAUUGGACCUCGGCUUACAUCUGACGCUGAAGUCCGACGCCUUUACAGAAUUCGCAGUGUCCGUAGAUUUGGGACAGAUCUGGAGUUCCUCCAUAAUACAGGCCACGUAUAUAUAGGAGGAUUGAUGGCAGAGGUGGAGAGAGCUACAUUUGAUCCAGUAUUCUUUAUGCAUCAUUGCUUUAUAGACUAUCUCUGGUGGCGAUUCCAGUGUCCAAAUAACAGAUGUAGAAGUGACAGGUUUAGGUAUCCAGGCACACGCAGCGAUGGAUUACACGCUCCAAACAGAUUUAUGGAUAACUUAACAUUCCAAAACCUUCGCGUUCGAAACAGGAGAGGCUACGAUCAAGAAUGGUUGAAUUAUUUCACGUAUGAAAACUCGCCUGCAGAAUGUACAACUGGUUGUUCUUCUCUUUCAAAUCCUGGGGCACUUGACUGUCCAGAGACCACCUGUAGAUCUGUCAGGGCUGGUGGAAAUACAGGAGGAAAUGGGGGUGGAAACGGAGGAAUAGAUUAUUAUGACUAUGAUUAUGGUGGAUUUUCUCGACAGAAGCGACAAGCCAUUCCACCACCUCCACCUCCAAUCAAGCAGUCUUUCCUAAACAAUGAAUACUUCCUAGCUCGACCAGUACAAAAUCUGUUUACAAUUAAUUGUGAAAGUAAUUCAUAUCAGUGGGGAUUCAUUCCAGUCAAAGUGGUUAAUGUGCGGUCCAAAAAAGAGGUCUACAACUCGUAUCCAGUACAAACUGGUAAAGUUCUUGUGUCUACAUCAAAUGAUAUUUACGAUCAGUUGCCAGACAUAAAGAAAAUAGAUAGACUGACGAGGCCAGGUCAACCCAAAUAUUAUCAAAACUGUACAACUGACGAUUCCGGAGCAUUUCGGGUCACUAUCAACUCAUACGGCUUAAAUUACUACGGUUUCUAUCAAGAUUAUGCCAUUAUGGACAACAGAGCACCCCUGUAUUCUGCGAUGACGUACAUUGCCGUCAGACGUCCGACUAAAAAUAAACCCAGCAAAGUCUACCUGACAUCUUUUGACAACUGUGGAAGAUUUUGUACUCCAAAAUGUCUUGUGCCUGGUUCUAAACCUCCAAGGUACAGAACUUGUACAGGUGCCAUAAAAGUUGACGACAACCUACCACGGGGGUAUGGCGCUACGUAUGACGACGCAGUUCUAAUGUAUUACAGUUUCCAGGGUGCUGGAAGUUGCCCUGGUACUAUUGAGCAGAAUGUUCCUAUCAUAUUUUACUGUAAAAAGGAAGAUAACUGGCUACCAAGGGCAACAAAUUCUAUAUAUUUUUCUUAAGUUUCUAAAUAAAUUAUCAAGGCUGUGUAAAGAACAUUGUUCACU